CCCCCACAGCACGAGAAAUCGAAGGAGAAUCAUGGGGCAAAACAUCGCAACAGCAUUUUCCCUCAGAAGCUAGCGACCUAGGGUUUUAACUUAAGCCCAAUCCCAAAGCUCGCCCGAGCGAGAUCUCUUUCUCUCUUCGAUUACUUCUCUGCUAGCCCCAGAUUCUUCCUCGUCCCUCUGUUGUCUGCUGCUCUAUUUAAGCUUUCUCUGCCCAGAUUAGGAGGAUGGGGGACGGUUACUGGAAUCGGCAACAGCCCGUCGUUCCUUCUCCUGGGCUGCUCAAACGGCCUCGCCUUGAUUACGAUGUCCCUCCUCCAGGCUUGCCUUCUGGUCCUGAGAUGCAAAACUAUCUAGCACGUGAUGAUGAUCCUAAUGGACCUCGGGCUGUGAAGGACACCAAAACAAUAGGAUCAGCAUAUGACCGAUACCUCCAGAGCUCACAACUGUCUUCACAUACUCCUGGAGAAGCUAGUGCAUAUGGCAGUGUUGGAAUGGGACGAACAAUUGGUGGUGGAAUGCCAGGUGCUCCUGUUGCUGAUCCUUCUAUGAUGAGCCGCCCUGGGCCUCUUGCUCCGGACAUGGCACCGAAUGGUCGAAAUGCUGGUUUUGGUGGUCCACUCCCGAUGGAAGCCAUGGGAAGGCCAGGGCGUGAAACUGUUCCUUUGCCUCCAGAUGCUUCCAGUACUCUGUAUGUUGAAGGACUUCCUCCUGACAGUACAAAAAGGGAGGUUGCUCAUAUAUUUCGGCCUUUUGUGGGGUAUAAAGAAGUGAGACUUGUGAUUAAGGAGUCGAAGCAUCGUGGAGGAGAUCCUCUAAUCCUUUGUUUUGUGGACUUUGUAAAUCCGGCUUGUGCAGCCACUGCUUUGAGUGCCUUGCAAGGCUACAAAAUGGACGAGCAUGAUCCAGACUCCGCUUACCUGCGGCUGCAAUUUUCUCGGUACCCAGGGCCAAGGUCAGGUGCGGGACCACGUGGGAGGAGGUGAUGGGCGUGACCAAGUUUGAUGGGGUGUGGUCUUCUGCACUUCACUGGUACCCAUCAAGUUUGGUCGUGCGCUGGGGUUUGCAUGGCCUUGGUCCAGCCCAUAGUUCUAUGUGCUAAUCAGAUUGCUCUCUUCUUCCCUUAAUGAAUGCUUGAGGUGCAGGAUAUAUCUACGGGAUGCUGUCAAGAUUGUAGGGGUGAUGCCGAAUGAGUCUGUGAUAUACGGCUGACUAUGACUGUUAAUCUUGUCAUUCCUUGAAGGGGUAGUGUUGUAUAAUUGCCUUUAGAUUGAAAGCUUUCGCAUUUGACUCUUCCUCUAGUAGCAUUUUUAUGUUCUGGAUAUUUAUUAAGUUUUCUAUUAACGAAAUCGUGGGAGAGAACCCAAUUUUGAUU
Messenger RNA from Rhodamnia argentea, 1372 nucleotides. RefSeq names its product RNA-binding protein 2-like. The record is from RefSeq and is a predicted model, not a curated record. NCBI's taxonomy places the organism in Eukaryota, Viridiplantae, Streptophyta, Magnoliopsida, Myrtales, Myrtaceae. The transcript is spliced from 6 exons. Gene Ontology annotation, molecular function: mRNA binding. Bases 225 to 983 code for a protein of 252 amino acids.